AUGCGACAGCGGGCAUUGCCUGGCACCGAGAGCCGUUUUCCAUGGCAUCUCCACGCAAUGGGGCCGCAUAGGAGUGACGAUGGCACAUACCAGAACAUUCCCAAAGAGGACGUCGAUUUUUUUUUCAACAUUCGGAAGAUAGAACGAGGAAUGUUUAAGAAUCUUAAUGUGGCCGAUCAUCUGUUCUUCUUCCCUCGUCAGUUGGAGGGAACAUUCCUAUCCUAUCUCAUCCAGUUAUCCCCUUGUCAGUUGGAGGGAACAUUCCUAAUCUAUCUGAUCCAGUUCUUCCCUCGUCAGUUGGAGGGAACACCCCUAUUCUAUCUCAUCCAGUUCUCCCCUUGUCAGUUGGAGGGAACAUUCCUAAUCUAUCUGAUCCAGUUCUCCCCUCCUCAGUUGGAGGGAACACCCCUAUCCUAUCUCAUCCAGUUCUCCCUCUUGGAGGGAACACCCCUAUCCUAUCUCAUCCAGUUCUCCCCUUGUCAGUUGGAGGGAACACCCCUAUCCUAUCUCAUCCAGUUCUCCCCUCGUCAGCUGGAGGGAACACCCCUAUCCUAUCUCAUCCAGUUCUCCCCUCGUCAGUUGGAGGGAACAUCCCUAUCCUAUUUCAUCCAGUUCUCCCCUUGUCAGUUGGAUGCCCACCUAUCCCUCCAUCAUCCAAUUACCCCCAGCCCACCUAUCCCUCCACCAUCCCACUUCCCCCAGCCCACCUAUCCCUCCAACAUUCCACUACCCUCAGCCCACAUAUCCCUCUACCAUCCCACUUCCCCAGCCCAGCUAUCCCUCCACCAUCCGAUCAACUCCGCCUCAGCUAUCCUUCCACCAUCCCAUUACACCCUCAGCCCUAAUAUUCCUCCACCAUCACAUUACCCCUUGCCCCAGCUAUACCUCCAUCAUCCCAUUAACUCCGCCCUAGCUAUCCUUCCAUCAUCCCAUUACAUCCGCCCCUUCUACAAUCCCAUGACCACCGGCCCAGCUAUCUUUCCUGCAUCCCAUUACCGCCAGCCCACCUUUCCCUCCAUCAUCCCAUUAACUCCACCCCAGCUCUCCCUCUCACAUUCCAUAAACCCUAAAUCCCAACUAUCCCUUCAUCAUCCCAUAAACUCCAUCCCAGCUAUCCCGCCACCAUCCCAAUACCCCCAGUUCACCAAUCCCUCCACCAUCCCAUUACCCCCAAGUCCACCAAUCCCUCCAUCAUCCCACUACCCCCAGUCCACCUAUCCCUCCAACAUCCCACUACCCCUAGCCACCUAUCCCUCCACCAUCCCAUUAACUCCGCCCCAGCUAUCCUUCCACCAUCCCAUUACCCCCCACCCCCGGCCCACCUAUCCCUCCAACAUCCCUUUACCCCCGGUCCACCAAUCCCUCCACCAUCCCAUUAAAUCCGCCCCAGCUAUCUCUCCACCAUCCCAUUACCCCCUCAGCCACCUAUCCCUCCAACAUCCCACUACCCCCACCCCAGCUAUCCCUCCACCAUCCCAUUACCCCCUCCAGUUCAGCUAUCCCGCCACCAUCCCAUUACCCUCCAGCCAACCUAUCCUUCCACCGUCCCAUUUCCCCCUCUCCAGUCCAGCUAUCCCGCCACCGUCCUAA
Messenger RNA from Ylistrum balloti, 1590 nucleotides. RefSeq lists its product as uncharacterized. Bases 1 to 1590 code for a protein of 529 amino acids. NCBI's taxonomy places the organism in Eukaryota, Metazoa, Mollusca, Bivalvia, Pectinida, Pectinidae. The transcript has 4 exons. The record is from RefSeq and is a predicted model, not a curated record.